UUAGGUUUUGUUCCAGUUCCAUUCACAUGGUUUCGCGCCAUUCGCCACUGAAUAGUAUAUUUUGACUAACAGUUCAUUGUUUCAAGAAAUUAUAGCAACUUUAUUAAAUUUCUUAUAAUGUCUUCUCGAUCAAAAGAUAGAUCAGACAGAUCAUCAGAUCGACAUUCACAUCGCGACCGCCGUGAUUCUUCGCCGAGACGACGCCGGCGUUCGGAAAGUCCUCCUACUAAACGUGAUGAAAGAGAACUACCGGAAGGUUUUGGUCCGGGUGCUGAGCGGAGGGAUACUACAGAUGAUAACCUCAAUGUUCUCCAGCGCAUGCAGAACAUCACAGGACCAUUGGAGCUGCUUUCCGAUAGCGUGAAUAAUGGCAAGGAGCUGAAGAUUUGGACUCGUAAUUUUAAAGAAAUAAGAGGUAUCUGCACUGGCAAGCUUCUUGCAUUUGAUAAGCAUUGGAAUUUAGUUUUGAAAGGUGUCCAGGAAGUGUUUUUGAAACGUAAAAAGGCGAAAACGCCUUUUCUAAGAGACAUAAAUAGGGGGGAGGAAAUCCCUGAUUUGCCAGCACGAGUUCCAAGAACAAAGGCCAGCGCUGCUGCAACUGGUUCUUCAGAAAAUGAACCUACACCUGUUGCACCAAAUGGAGGGGCUGAGAAAGCUACUAAGGACUCGGAUGAUAAGAAGGGUGAUGAGAAGAAGAAAAAAAGAAGAAGGAAGACCAAGAAGAGUGCUAAAGCUUCAGAUCGAGAAUAUGGCUUGUUAUUCAUUAGAGGUGAUAACAUCGUAAUGAUAGCUUACAAAGAGGAAGAGUGUAAAGAAGAGUGACGUUCGAAAACUUGAAAUUUUGCAAGUGACUUUGCAUCUAAGUGUAAGUUUUAAUGUUUCUAAAUUGUUGUGGUGCAAAAUUCAUUUUUUGUUACAUGUGAAAGUGUCAUUUUUUAGUUUUGAAUGUUCCCCAUAAUUAUGCAUCUAAGUUAGCAUUUUUCAUUUCAGAACUUUUUUGUUCAUGCUUCUGGAAGUGAUAACAAAUUAUGUGUGUUUCAUAAAAUUGAUCAUUAAAGAAAAUAUUC
Uloborus diversus is the source of this 1067-nucleotide messenger RNA. RefSeq names its product U7 snRNA-associated Sm-like protein LSm11. Gene Ontology annotation, molecular function: U7 snRNA binding. The record is from RefSeq and is a predicted model, not a curated record. Gene Ontology annotation, biological process: mRNA 3'-end processing by stem-loop binding and cleavage. Gene Ontology annotation, cellular component: U7 snRNP. The transcript has 3 exons. The coding region runs from base 118 to 822 and encodes 234 amino acids. NCBI's taxonomy places the organism in Eukaryota, Metazoa, Arthropoda, Arachnida, Araneae, Uloboridae.